Messenger RNA from Prosopis cineraria, 633 nucleotides. RefSeq names its product protein PXR1-like. The transcript has a single exon. The record is from RefSeq and is a predicted model, not a curated record. Lineage: Eukaryota; Viridiplantae; Streptophyta; Magnoliopsida; Fabales; Fabaceae. The coding region runs from base 105 to 551 and encodes 148 amino acids.
ACGAAAGAAAAACAGAGCACAGAGGGAGAGAAACGAAAUGCAGAAAAAACAAAAAAAAAGAGCACGAGAAUGAGAGAGAAAACCGAGACGAAGAGAAGAGGAAGAUGACGAGAAAACCGGAAGCAAAAACAGAGCAUCAAGACGAGAAGAAAACCGAGGAAGGAGAGAAGAGAAUUAUGGACAGAAAGGAGGCUCCUUUGAAGUGGGAGCAGAAGCUGGAAGCUGCUGCUAAGGCCAAAGCUGAUGCUGAAGCUAAAGAGAGGAAGUUGAAGGCUGCAAAACAUAAAAAACGAUCUGGCUCUGACUCAGAUUAUGACAGUGACAAUGAGUAUAAGAAGUCCAGUAGAAGAGCUCACAGGAAGCAUAGGAAGCAUUCUCACUCUGACUUGGGUGACCAUGAUAGAAGGAAAGAGAAGAAAUCCAAGAGAAAGGCAAAGAAACGGUCCUCAGAAUCUAGUGAUGCUAGCAGUGAUGAAUAUGAUAGUAUCUCUGAGGAAAAGAGGAGAAGGAAGAAGAAUGCAUAUCUGACGGCCUGCUCAGCUAAUAUUUAAAUCAUGUCAUCUCCCUUAAUCUUACAUUCAUUGAUGAACAUAUAUAUAUAUAUAUAUAUAUAUGAUAAAUAUUAAGAAUAUG